UGACCUGUUGAACAUGAGUUCGUACUUCGCCAACUCGUACAUGCCGUCCGACAUGCGCAACGGCGGCGUCGUCGGUGGCGGCGGCGUCGUCGGCGGCGGCGGUGUCGUCGGCGGCGGAGGCGGUGGCGUCCUAGGCGGCGGUGGUGGCGGCGGCUUGGUCGGCGGAGGCGGCGUGGUCAUGGACCACCAUCACCACGGCCAGCAGCACUACGUGGACAACGCGCCGUGCGACCCGACCGCGCGCGAGGGCAUCCCUCCGCAUCACUACGUCGGGCCCACCGCGGGCGGACAGCCGCCCCAGGGUAUGCCGUACCCGCGGUUCCCGCCCUACGACCGGAUGGAGAUCCGGCAGGCGGCCGCAGCGGCCGGCUACUACAACAACCACCACCAGUCGUCAAUGGACGGCUACAGCCGGCCCGACUCGCCCAUCGGCGUGAGCGGCAGCGGUGGCGGUGGCGGUGGCGGCAUGGGCCAGAUGACCAUGAACGGUCACCGGCCCGUCGUGUACGCCACAUGCAAGCUCCAGGCAUCCGUAGCCAACGGCCUGGUCGAGCCGGCCAGCCCUACCGACAUGGUCGACAUGACCAAUCAUCACCAGCAGCAGCAGCAGCAGCAGCAGAUGACGGCCGCCGGCCACCACCAUCACCAGCAGCAGCACCACCACGGGGCCCCGCCGCCCCAGUCGCACCACCAGCAGCAGCAGCAGCAACAGGCUUACUUCAGCAACCUGAGCCCGCACCACCAUCAGCAGCAGCAGCAGCAGCAACAGUCCGUUCCGUCGGCGCCCGGCCACCACAAUCAGGUGGUGGUCAACCCGCACCAGCAGACGCCGCCGUUGCAGACGCCCACCGCGCAGAACCAACAGGUGGUCAACAACAACUCGCUGCCGAGUCCACUGUACCCGUGGAUGAGAAGUCAAUUCGGUCCAGACUCAGAAAGGAAACGCGGUCGGCAAACGUACACCCGUUACCAGACGUUGGAGCUGGAGAAGGAGUUCCAUUUCAACCGGUACCUGACCAGGCGGCGGAGGAUCGAGAUAGCGCACGCGCUGUGCCUGACCGAGCGCCAGAUAAAGAUAUGGUUCCAGAACCGGCGGAUGAAGUGGAAAAAAGAGAACAAAACCAAAGGCGGCGACGGACAGGGUGGCGACGGCAGCGACAUCACCCCUCAGACAUCACCGCAGUGAAAAAGCUCUCGCGCGAGGACUUCUUAUUAUUAUUAUUAUUAUUAUAUGAUUAUUAUUAUUAUUAUUAUUACUAUCAUCAUUAUGAUUACGAUUAUCAUUAUAAUUAUUACUAUUAUUGCGUACCGUUGUGUGUGUGUGUAUACAUGAUGUUGUCAUGUUCGUAUAACACAUGUGCACACGUAGAAACGAAACUUCACUCGCUAACUCGGUCGCACCAUAAUUUUGUUGGCGCGUUCGUUCACAAAAGUCCCGACAAAGAAACGCUGUGUACGUACGUACACGUGUGCAUAUGGGGGUGCGAGUGAGUGCGCGUUUGUGUGCAGUGAUGGUGAACUGAGGGUGGAAAAAGUAAAACAUAUGUAUAUAUGUAUAAAACAUGUAAGUGCUGUGUACCGUUUGCAGGACGAUGAUGACUAGUAACGUUUUCUUUUAAACUCGAGGACGAAUAAAAUAAUUAUUUUUUCGCGUCGUUCUACUUUAGUUACCAUUUGUAUAUUACGUAUACGUGUUCAAUUGGAGUGGUUCAGAUGGUUUUAUUUUUCAAACAAUGAUAUGAUCGUUAUCGCGCAAACAUUUCAUUAUGAGUUCGAAAAAGAAAAAAAAUUUCGUUGCGUUCUGGCUGUUUUCUUGAGUUUAUCUUAAAAUUUAUUUUUCAAUUGAAAAAAAAAUUAUAAAAAAUAAUGAUGUCAUCAGUACUUUAUACUAUCGACCACGAGGGAAAUAAUAUACAUAUAUAUGUAUAUAUAUGAACGUGUGUAAAAUAUUUUCUCCCGCAUGUGUUGAAACUUACUCUAAGAUUGUGUCUAAGUCAUUAUAUCGUAGGGGUUUUUUUUUUUUUUUGUUUUUUUCGUUUAAUUUUUAUUUAGUUCUAAGCAAAUAAAUAAUAA
Molecule: messenger RNA, 2073 nt
Organism: Sipha flava (yellow sugarcane aphid)
Lineage: Eukaryota; Metazoa; Arthropoda; Insecta; Hemiptera; Aphididae
Product: homeotic protein antennapedia-like
Exons: 3
Coding region: 14-1186 (390 amino acids)
Biological process (GO): anterior/posterior pattern specification; negative regulation of transcription by RNA polymerase II
Cellular component (GO): nucleus
Molecular function (GO): DNA-binding transcription factor activity, RNA polymerase II-specific; RNA polymerase II cis-regulatory region sequence-specific DNA binding
Source: RefSeq, a predicted model, not a curated record